Molecule: messenger RNA, 7665 nt
Organism: Entelurus aequoreus (snake pipefish)
Lineage: Eukaryota; Metazoa; Chordata; Actinopteri; Syngnathiformes; Syngnathidae
Gene: pidd1
Product: p53-induced death domain protein 1
Exons: 15
Coding region: 3876-6791 (971 amino acids)
Biological process (GO): DNA damage response; signal transduction; apoptotic process
Molecular function (GO): protein binding
Source: RefSeq, a predicted model, not a curated record
UCUCCAGCGAUGAGUCAGUCUGACAACAGACUAACCUCACCACUGAUAUGUUUAUCUGAUUACUGAUAUUGUACUUAUUAUAUAAUACUUGUAUCAUGCCUUUUCAAAGAAACGGGCGUACAUGAUUUUCAAUGUUGCCCACAUUUUGAAUGAAACAUUUGAGUUAUAAAAGAUAGAGGGUCAAAGGUUCAUGGAUGCAUUAAUUCAUUAUGUUGAUGUCAUUAACAAUAUGAUUAAGUUAAGGUGGACCUGGUACAGUUAAAGUAUCUGUGUACAGGUCCACUAAUGGACAUUGGAGUGUUACUUUCAAAGGCAAAAUUAAAGUAUUGCUAAAAACAUAAUUUUAUAUGGGACUUUAUUGUAUUAUAUGUAUAGUAUGUGUUCCAAGAAGAAAAAAGCAUAAAACACCGCCAGAAUUAGAGAUAUUACAAGUCAAAGUGAUGAAGCUUAGUGUUAUGCUCAUGACUUGGUGUAGCUAAACAUUACACUAUAACAGACCUGGGCAAAUUAAGGCCCGGGGCCCAUUUGCGGCCCGUUAAGCUUUUCAAUCUGGCCCACCGGACAUUCCCAAAUAUUAUUUUUAGAUCUUUAAGAUGGAAAGUGUAUGAUGUGCAGUGGUGUUUUCUAAUGACCGUAAGUCUUGAACUAUAGUAAGUAUUUUAAUGGUUGGAAUCUGCGCUUAUGGAUGAUAUACCAGUCACUAUGGUAAUCUAAUUAGUUACUAUGGUCAUCUAAUUAGUUACUAUGGUAAUCUACGUCACAGCAGCUCAGACGAGGCACCAAGCAGUGUGGGCGGGAAGCGUUUCCACAGACGCGGAAGGAGAUUUUCACAACAAAGUUCUAAAGCUUAGUGAUAUAUCAAAUGUAUCAGAUUGUAGGUGGGGUUUAUUUUGUACCCUUCACGUUCAUAUUUCACUGUUUGCUGCAUUUUUGUUGCGUUUCACUUGAUUGUAAAAUAUGUCGAUCGAAAGGGGGUGUGACAUUCAUCUUUUGUCAAUAUUCAGUGUUUUAUCCUUCAUAGAAAAAUGUAAAAUUCCAUUAUGUUUUUUAGGCGGUCUGUCGUAACAUUAUUAGCAUUCAAUCAGACAUUAUUGUGAGGUUUUGUAUUAGUGUUCCUAAAAAUAGAUAUACCGGCCCCCAGACACAUUUUUUUCUGUAAAUGUGGCCCCCGAGUCAAAAUAAUUGCCCAGGCCUGCCCUGUAAGAUGAAGGCAAUUGCAUUUUAUUGAUAUUUGAAAUGUAUUCAAUGUUUAUAAAUGAAUAUUUAAAUAUACUAAAUGUAAAAAAGAGAAUACAUAUUCUAAAUAAGAUCAUUAAAUGAAAUGGUGGUAGCGGGGGUGUAUUUUGUAACGUCCCGGAAGAGUUAGUACUGUAUUGAUUGAUUGAUUGAUAAAGGGUUCUGGGUAUUUGUUCUGUUGUGUUUAUGUUGUGUUACGGUGCGGAUGUUCUCCCGAAAUAUGUUUGUCAUUCUUGUUUGGUGUGGGUUCACAUUGUGGCGUGUAUUUCUAACAGUGUUAAAGUUGUUUAUACGUCCACCCUCAGUGUGACCUGUAUGGCUGUUGAUCAAGUGUGCGUGGCAUUCACGUACACUACCGUUCAAAAGUUUGAGGUCACCCAAACAAUUUUGUGGAAUAUCCUUCAUUUCUAAGAACAAGAAUAGACUGUCGCGUUUCAGAUGAAAGUUCUCUUUUUCUGGCCAUUUUGAGCGUUUAAUUGACCCCACAAAUGUGAUGCUCCAGAAACUCAAUCUGCUCAAAGGAAGGUCAGUUUUGUAGCUUCUGUAACGAGCUAAACUGUUUUCAGAUGUGUGAACAUGAUUGCACAAGGGUUUUCUGAUCAUCAAUUAGCCUUCUGAGCCAAUGAGCAAACACAUUGUACCAUUAGAACACUGGAGUGAUAGUUGCUGGAAAUAGAGUGUACUUCUUUAAAGUUAAGACUAGUUUAAAGUUAUCUUCAUUGAAAAAUAAGGACAUUUUAAUGUGACCCCAAACUUUUGAACGGUAGUGUAUGUGUGCGUGCAGAAGCCGCACAUAUCUUGUGACUGGGCCGGCACGUUGUUAGAAUGGAUGAAAAGCGGAAGUGACGACAGCUCGUAGAGGACGUUAAAGGCAGUGCCUUUAAGGCACGCCCCCAAGACUGUGGUCCGGGUGGACUACGAGAUAUAAGACUGAUGAACACCUUCGUUCGAUAAUGAAGGUUGCCUCAGCUCAAAGCCUGAGCCCCGAUAUUAAUGAACUAGCAUCCAAGAAAAGAUGGCAGGUAUCUGGCUUGGGCACAUCAGAUUAGAUCAGUGUGUUGCAAACUGAGCAGUUUAAAGUCCUGAAUGGUUGGUUUAUUCAUUGUUAUUUUAUUUUCAAAUUUAUUAGCCUGUGGAAAAAGUUAAUGUUGAUAUGUACCUCAGAAGGCUGCAAAUAGAAAAGAGGCAUUCAAUUUUUAUUUUAUUGUAAAUAAUGUAAAUAAUUUAAUGUAUAUACUGUGAUGAUUAACUUGUGUGAUGACUGUAUUAUGAUGAUAGUACUGUAUAUAUUUGUACCAUGAAUUGAUUAACGUGGACCCCGACUUAAACAAGUUGAAAAACUUAUUGGGGUGUUACCAUUUAGUGGUCAAUUGUACGGAAUAUGUACUGUACUGUGCAAUCUACUAAUACAAGUUUCAAUCAAUCAAUCAAAGACCUGACAGAUAGAUAGACAGAUAGAUGGAUAGAUAGAUACAUAGAUAGAUAGAUAGAUAGAUAGAUAGAUAGAUAGAUAGAUAGAUAGAUAGAUAGAUAGAUAGAUAGAUAGAUAGAUAGAUAGAUAGAUAGAUAGAUAGAUAGAUAGAUAGAUAGAUAGUACUUUAUUGAUUCCUUCAGGAGAGUUCCCUCAGGAAAAUUUAAAUUCCAGCAGGAGUGUACAGAAUUGAGAUCGAAUUUAAAAAGUAAAAAGUAAAUAAUGGGGGUAUAAAUGGAAACAAAAUAGAAAAAUAUUACAAUAUGAAUAAAAAUAAAAAGCAACAAUGAGAAUAAAAAUAUAACAGUAAAAUAAGAAUAUAACAAGAGAAACAAGGCAGUAGUGACCACGUUAUGAAAAAGUAUUGCACUGUUAUUGUUUUGCAUCCCCUGUCAUCCUAGGACUAGGAUGAAAAAAACAAAACUCAAAAUAACCAGUGAGUGCGCACACAAAAUAAAUUACAAUAAAUAGAAAGAAACAGAAUAAACAACAGAUUUCGGCCAUUUUGCAAGUUUUUGCAAGUUAUGCACGUAAUCUAUAAAUAAAAGUAGAGUUGCGUUUCCUUCAGUACAGGCGAGAGACUUUGCAGCGACCAAUCAGAUGAGCUCCGAGGAGCGAGGGGCGUGGUCAUCCCUCCUCUGUGCAAUAUCAGUUUCUAAAGUCGCUUCCCGCCAUGAGUUGAAACUUUCGCGGCCUUUGCAAAAGUGCGUUUGCUAUAUCCACCACAAAAGCCCAAACGGGCGGAGCGCGUUUCUUUUUAACAGCAGUCCAUGUUUACGUGGUUCCCGCCGGCAGGGAGCGGUGUUCAAAACGAGCCAACAUUCGUGACGUCAGCUUUUUUUGAAGCGAGAAGUCCAAGCUGAAGAGUGAACCAGUAGUUUUUGUAAGAUAUUGUUUAACAUCAUUGCUUUAUCUAUGUAUAAUAUUUCAUAUAACAAAACCCCACAUUUUAAGCCGAAUCGCGGUGUUGAAGUACAGGCUUUAAAAAAAAUGGCUCGCAUUGAUGUUAACUCGGUGAGUACUGCCAAUGGGGAUCUAUCUAAUAACAUAAUGGCGAUAAACAUGUCUAGGCGUGUUCCAAACACACACCCAUGAAGCAGAUAGGACAACUCCACAUUGCUGCACUUUGGUCACCGUCGAGUAACGUCAACUUUAAAGUGCGUUUUCUAUGGAGAACAGCGACGAGGAAGAUAACGCCAACGAUGAAGAUGGAGCGAAGGUGAACGACCUGAACUUGAGGCGUUGCAGGUUGGAGGAAGAACAUGAUGGAGUCACACCCAAGGGUGAGGAACCUGACAGGGACGGACUAUACAGUGAACAGGUGGAAUCAGAGAGAAGCAAUGGAGAAGAGAUGAAUAGUGAUGGGAGGGAGUAUCUUUCUCUGUCCUCCUCCAGCUGCAUGGACACCUGUAAUCCUUUUAUACCCAGCCUCUCUUCCUCAAACAUCUCCACCCACUAUCAUGCUGGUAUUUCAACCUCAUCUUCCUCUUCUGUCUUGGGUCUGACACCACCCUUACCUCCCACCGUGGACCUCUUGGCUGUUUUGACUGAUACCAAGCUGAACUUGGAUGUUUACCGAAGCGGAGCAUCUGUACUGCCAAGGCUAUGGGCCUCCAUUCCAGAGCACCUGAGAGGAAUUCACUACCUGAGACUCGGCUCUGAGGAUAAAACCGCGUUGGAUGGCGCACUUGAUGUCCUUCCACAUUUGAAAGAUCUACGCUCACUAGCCAUUCGAGGGCACGUUGUGUAUGAUUCACAAGGGACCCCCCUGCCAGGGCUCCUUACCACUCUACCCACAUCCCUCUCUUCCCUCUCUCUUCUGGUGCACGUGGAUCUCUCCUUCAACCAGCUCUGCGUCCUUCCAUCAUGUCUUCUCCGCUUACCUCUGCUAUCCACCCUAGUCCUGUGUUACAACCACCUGUGGGAGCUGCCCUCUGAUGUCGGCCAUCUAUCUACCCUCACCUACCUCUCUCUCAUUGGGAACAAGCUGGUUUCUCUUCCUGGGAGUUUAGGCCAGCUGAAAGCACUACAGUUGCUGGAUGUUUCAAAUAACCUCCUCGAGGAGCUGCCAAAGGAAAUUGGUUCUUUGGGAGAGCUUGUUACACUGGUACUGUCCAACAACAAGCUGAAACGGCUACCGGAGACCAUAGGCUGUCUCCACUCCCUGAGGGAACUUAUCGCCUUCAGCAAUGACCUUCGCUUUAUUCCACCUUGCCUGGAUAAAGUGCCUCUGCUGAAAAUGGAUGUUCGUGACAACCCUUUAGGGCGACCGCCAACACCUCCCCCUCUUCCCCCCCUCAGACCUGACGCCUUAGCAAAUAUCCCCGAAUUGGAUCUUCUAUUCAACCAGCGCAGUUUUAGUGUUACGUCUGCUGGAUGUCAUGUUUUUCUCCCAGGGGGGGCCGUGCUGCUGUUCCCCCCGGGUUGUGUGCAUAAACCCACAACACUGGAGUGGGUCGAGAGAGGACCCCAAAGAAAGUGGGUGCUGCUCGAGGAACAUGAUAUCCUCCUCAGCCGUCCACUAGAACUUCGUCCUCAUGGGGUCAUGUUCCUUAAGCCAGUGGAGGUGUGUGUACCACACCACCGGAAAAAAGGCAGGGAGGUGGUUGUGAGGAAGUAUGAUGGAAAAUCAUGGAGCACUUUGACCACUGUCCUCAAGAAAGGAAUUAAGCGACACUGCAUUCGCUCAGAUGGACGUCCAGUUAGGCUGGCUUGCUGCUUUGUAAGCCAAUUUUCCUGGUUUAUUGUUGUGGCUCGCCCAGUGACGGACAGCUGCUCAGUUACACCAGCAGGAGCACUUUUGGUGUCCAGUGCUGAUCCUGGAGUCAAGCUUUACUUCCCCCCAGACUCCACCACUCAAACCUGUGCCAUAACUUUACAGGUGCUGCAAGUGUCUGUGGCAGAAGUACAGACGCUUUGUGGUGAUCCACAGGCGAGCGUCAGCCCUCUCCUCUGCCUCUCACAGACUCCCAGCAUGCAUUUCCUGCAGCCAAUAAGAGUGCAGGUCCCGCUGCCGCCCGGGGUUUCAGGUCACACAGUUGAUAUGUCCUGUUUAUAUCUGCUGCAUGGAGACCCUACUGCCCAAACCUGGACGGACAUCACCUCUCAAGUAUCUCUCUACGUCACCCAUUUGUACGCUAUAUUCUACAUUACGCAUUUCUCUUGGUACUGGCUGUGGUACAAGACUCAGAGAAUUGUUGGCGGCAUGGUUAGAAAGGUAUACCAAAGGCUAAAACAGUUCAAAGUCCAAUUCCUGGUCCUCCAGCGGAAAACUGAUCCUUCACAAGUCCUGCUACAGUGUUUACCGACUAACAAGGUGGAAGACCAGGUGCAGUCGCUGUCAGAGCGGUAUGACGGACCCCAGCCUUCAGACCUGUGCGAACUACUCGAAGGAGAGCAGUUCUUUGCUGGCUUUGAGAGAGGCUUAGAUAUCUACACAGACAGGCCAGACUGUGUCGGGGGGAGACUGUGUUUUGUGUUUCACUCCAGCUGGAAGAAUCUGAAGGAAGUUUACAUCUCUCCUGCUCAGGGCCUCCAAGGGCCAGUAAGGGGACAAGUCUCAUUUUACAGAGGGGAGAGUUCCAAGCAUUUGCCAGAGGAAGUAGCGAGGAAGAGGAAGGAACAGGACACCCAGUGGCUCGCAACAUUACCACUGAGACUUCCUGCUCUCAAUUCGGAGAACAAGUACAUAGUGGAAGAGUUCCAGAUACCUCCUCUGAACUUGGGAGACCCAGAGAGCGGCUACUUGACAGAAGCCAACUUGCUGUCAAUCUCUCUCCGGAUUGGACAGGAUUGGCACAUUAUUGGCAUCAAUCUGGGGUUAAAAUACCAGGAAUUAGAGCGCAUCCAGUACAAAUACAGGGACAGUCUUGGUGCAAUGGUACUGGACAUGCUCUUCCAAUGGGCCCAAGGACAGACGAACGCCGGGCCCGGGGCUGUUUCGCGAUUGGCGGCUGCCAUGAUUGAGAGCGGCAGGAAAGACAUUGCAGAUGAGCUGGAGGACAUAGUCUGCCUAGGAAGGCAAAAGUACAAUGAGUCACUGAGAAGAGUGGGCCUCGAGGCGGAGGAGCAGCCCCCUCCGUGAAAGUCAGCAGGAGAGAAACCCUCACUGUGUGCAGGUGGCCGACACGUGACUUCCUUAUUUUAAUGUGCCCUUGUUUUAGCUACACAACUGUACUCUCAGAUGCAGGAACUGCCAGACAGAAAUGCUGUUAAAUAAAAAACAAACAACUGAAGCCCCUUUUCAACUCACUCUAAUUAAUGUAAGCAAUACAUGAGUUUUUAACAAAAUAAAAACCUGUCACAUUUGACAAUAUUGACUGAUACUUACCCAUGCUUUCAUUCAACCAUGUUGUCUUAACACUUUGCAUCCAUUUGACUCUCAAUUGAACUAACGUUGAACCGCAUAGGUUCCACUAUGAGCUGGCAGGAUAAGCAAACACUAGUAUCUGUUGCUCUUUUUCUCAGGUCAAACUAUUGUACCAUAAGAGCAAGACAAGGCUGAAUUUUUUUUAAAUAAUUCACUUAGAAGCCAUUUUAGCUACCUGUCAGUUUCACAAAAUAAUGUGAUGCUCUAAUAUUGUUGCAAUAUUUAUCCCAUUCCUGUCAUUAUUGUUCCACUUGUUAACUGAUCACUCUUAAAGCAUCAUUUGAUAAACAAAGUAGGGACAGGUAAGCAAUUGUUUUACUCAACUCAAAGACAUUGGGAUUUUUUUUUUCACAAGUAGUACCAAUGGCAAGAUUAAUGCAGAGAAAAUAUACUACACUCUAGUUGCACUUGGAGGUAUUCAACACGUUUUGUCAAUUACUUUCAUUUUCAAAAUGCACAAACCUUUAAUGGACAGCCAAUUGAAUAAUUUCUAAAGCUAUUUUACUCACUACCAAAUGGCAUAUACCUUAUUGCAGUGAAACUUGCCAAGGAACAUGUAAGCAAAUAUUAACAUUGCUGUAUGUAUACU